UUGGAUCCCUGAAGCGAUCAUGGACUUAUUCUAUCGACUCUAGAGAGAGAAAGAAACAGAGAGAGAGAGAGAGAAACAGAGGAGCUCAUUGACUGCCGAAUUGGGUUGCAGAGCAGAGCAGAGCAGAAGCAGUUUGACUCCGCAUUCUCUGCUCCCCUGAUCCGUCACACAGCCUAACAUUCCCAAGUUUACGGCGUCAGCGUUUCCGGCGAGUCAAAGACUCAAAGUUCCGGCCUUUACUUGUUUUCAGCACGGGGUUUGGCGAUUGGUGUCGUGAUCAUGGGGCGGUGAGGUCUGUUUGGAAGGAAGGAAAAUUUUGCGGGGAUUUUCAUGGGAAAGUGACGGAAAGGAAAGUGGUUGACAGUUGCUUCUGAAGAGAGGAAGAGAAAGCUGCUGGUUUCUGUACUGCCAGAUUGAAAGGGUUGGUUUUAGGGCUGCUAUCUUGUAAUCCACCAUUAAUCAAUCCAUUCCUUCCUUAAUAAUGUAUAGAAAAAGAGGGUCCAUGCUUGAAAGUAUCCGUAGCCGUAGCUUUGAAGCUUUCUCCAGCUUUCCUCAAUCUAUGUAAUCCAUGAAACUUGAGAGAGAACCAGUGUUUGGCCACUUAUCUAUAAGCCACAAGCCUGAUUCUAAUCCUUUUAAUUGCAAUGACAUUACUUUGGACACCGCGGGAUUACAGUCAAUAAAUUGGACCAUGAAGGAAAGUCAGAACAGGGUUUCGUGUGGUUCAGAGGUCAAUGAAGAAGAUGCUGGUCAAGUACCUUGUAUGAGAAAUGGCUUUUCUGUAUCAAAUUUUGACUGCUCAAAGAUUCUGGAUGACUUGGAAAAUAGUAAUGAAGACGCAGCAGUAAAAGGUUUUGGGUCACCAUAUGCUCGUUCUUCUGAAAAUUUUGAAGCAUUAGAGAAGGAAUCGGAUUAUUUUAUGGACAAAAGUGUUACAGAAUGUGAGCUUCCAGAAUUGAUAGUUUGUUACAAAGACAGCAGUUGUAAUACAAUUAAGGACAUAUGUAUUGAUGAGGGAAUGCCUUCCCAAGACAAGAACUGGGUUGAAACUGGCAUGGAUGAGGAGGCAUGCUGCACCUAUUUAUCUCCUGAUGAGGAUCAGAAUAAGCAAAUGCUUGAAGAACAAUUGGACAUCGUUACGACCAUUCCUGACGGCUUUAAAUCUAUUACAAAUAAUGAUUUAGAGAAGGUAUUUUCCAUUCCUCGCAAUUCCAAGGAUCUGAUGGAGAGAGGCGAUGCUAUAAAUUCGGAGAAGAUCGCAAUUGACGUGUCCAAAGAAAUUUCGUCCCCUGCAAAUGUGCUGGCAGUGCAAGAGUUGGGUGAAGGGAACCCCCAGUCUAAGUCUUCUAAUAAGGACAGUAAUGAAGCCAAACAAGAGACUGUUCAGGUUUCAAGUGAAAUAGCAAAGACCGAGAGCCCUACUUUGGUUUCAGAAACUGAAGGGUCUAACCAUGUUGAGAAGGAAGUAUUGGUUUCUGCAGCUGAGGAAUCACAGUGCCUUCUUGGUGAUAGAAAGGCAGAGAACAGAAACAUUAUUUCUGGUUUCGAUGCUUCAGCACAUGUAUCCAUUACCGCAGAUGCGCGUCCUCAAAUUGGUGUCUGCGAUAUGCCUUUACAUGAUGAUGGUCAUGAUGUCAAAAAUGACAAUAUCUCUGAUUCAGAGGUCGUGCCCAGCCAAGUUCAACAGUGUUUAGCACCCAUGGUUACUGGAAGAGAAGAGUGUCCUGAGAAUGGUGUACAUCUCGAUACUAGAAAUACGUCCAAUGUUGAUGAUGACAUUUCUGAUUCAAUGCUUGUUUCAAGCCAUGUUCAACAUUGUUUACCACCUGUGGCUACUGGAAAUGAGGAGUGUCCUGAAAUUGGUGUCUGUCAAAAUCUCGAUAUUUUAGAUACGGCCAAGGUUGAUGAUGACAUUUCUGAUUCAAAGAUUGUUUGGAGCCAAGUUCAACAUUGUUCAGCUUCUCCAACUAUUGCCAGAGAUGAGUGCCCUGAGAAUGGCAUCUGUCAAUGUCCCGAAACUUCAAAUACAUCCAAGGUUGAUGACAUCUCUUAUUCCAAAGUCGUUUCAAGCCAGGUUCAACAUUGGUUAGCUCCUGAAACUUCAUAUCAAUACAUGGGGGAAGAUGUGAAUGCUGAUACACAGAAUGCUCCACUCCAAUUUCAGCGCGGUCUAGGAGAGUCGAGUUUCUCAGCUGCUGGUCAUUUCUCGAAUUUCAUAGCCUCAGGUCCCUAUUCUGGCAAUGUCUCCCUUCGAUCAGAAAGCAGCACCACCAGCACCCGCUCUUUUGCCUUCCCCGUAUUACAGUCCGAGUGGAACAGCAGUCCGGUUAGAAUGGCGAAAGCUGACAGGAGGCAUUUGCGUAAACAUAGGGGUUGGAGGGGUUGUUUUCUUUGCUGUAGAUUCUGAUACUCUCCAAAUGCUGUAAUUAAUUUAAGCCAGAGUAAAUGCUCCAUCAUUUUUCUUAAGCCAGAGUAAAUGCUCAAUCAUAUUUAUAUCACAUCUUUUAUAUUAUCAUCGUCAAUACAUACAACAUGUUUUCUGC
Molecule: messenger RNA, 2543 nt
Organism: Malus domestica (apple)
Lineage: Eukaryota; Viridiplantae; Streptophyta; Magnoliopsida; Rosales; Rosaceae
Biological process (GO): regulation of asymmetric cell division
Source: RefSeq, a predicted model, not a curated record